Dama dama (fallow deer) is the source of this 3590-nucleotide messenger RNA. Its product is annotated as protein NYNRIN-like. Bases 34 to 3576 code for a protein of 1180 amino acids. Gene Ontology annotation, biological process: DNA integration; proteolysis. The transcript has a single exon. Gene Ontology annotation, molecular function: aspartic-type endopeptidase activity; nucleic acid binding; RNA-DNA hybrid ribonuclease activity. The record is from RefSeq and is a predicted model, not a curated record. NCBI's taxonomy places the organism in Eukaryota, Metazoa, Chordata, Mammalia, Artiodactyla, Cervidae.
ACCAUACAUGUGGAGGGGAAACCCGUUGGCUUCAUGGUAGAUACUGGCGCCCAACACUCUGUUUUAAAUAAAAAACUGGGACCAAUGUCUAAGAAAGCCAGCUUAGUGCAAGGAGCCACGGGGACAAAAAGAUAUUGUUGGACCACAGAAUGGAAAGUAAAUCUGGGGACCCACCAGGUGUCCCAUUCGUUUUUGGUGAUACCAGAGUGCCCAGCCCCUCUACUUGGAAGAGACUUGUUGACUAAAGUUAAUGCUCAGAUCCAUUUUGACCCCGGGGGAAUGUCAGUCACGGAUGGACUUGGACAACCGAUACAUGUCUUGUCCCUAGCCUUAAGGGAUGAAUACAGACUUUUUGCGCCUAAGCCCUCAGAGACCAUAGCACUAGAUGUACAACCGUGGGUCCAUAAAUACCCAUUGGCCUGGGCAGAAACAGCAGGAAUGGGACUAGCUAAACAGAGACAUCCGGUCGUCAUCGAGCUAAAGGCCGAGGCAAUUCCUGUGAGGGUGAGACAGUACCCUAUGAGCCAAGAAGCUCGGCGGGGGAUCACUCCCCACAUUCGACGGCUCAUGGAGGCCGGAAUUCUCAGGCGAUGCCAAUCCCCUUGGAACACCCCCUUACUGCCGGUGAAGAAGCCAGGGGGGACGGAUUACAGACCUGUCCAAGACCUGCGAGAAGUCAACAAACGGGUGAGUGACAUACACCCAACUGUCCCUAACCCGUAUACUCUCCUGAGCAGUUUACUGCCUGAGUACACUUGGUACACUGUGCUGGACUUGAAGGAUGCCUUUUUCAGCCUACCCCUGGCAGUCCAGAGCCAGGAGAUAUUUGCCUUUGAGUGGACUGAGGGGGAAGGCCAACCGGUAGUACAAUUAACUUGGACCCGCCUCCCACAGGGGUUCAAGAACUCCCCUACCUUGUUUAAUGAGGCUCUGAGUGAGGACCUCUACGAAUAUCGGGCUUGCCACCCAGAGGUCAUUCUGCUACAAUAUGUAGAUGACCUUAUGUUGGCUGGAACCACAGAGGAAGCUUGCAGCCAUGCCACUGGGGACCUAUUACAGACCCUAGGCAUCUUGGGGUAUCGCGCUAGCGCAAAGAAGGCACAAAUAGCCCGGCAAGAGGUCACCUAUUUGGGGUAUAAGAUCAGACAGGGGCAAAGGUGGCUAACCCAGGCCAUGAAAGAAACAAUAUUGCAGAUACCAGAGCCCAAAAACCCUCGCCAGGUGAGAGAGUUCCUGGGGACUGUUGGAUAUUGCAGACUGUGGAUUAUGGGGUUUGCUGAGAAGGCCCGGCCCUUAUAUGAGGGAAGUAAAGAGACCCCAAAGUGGACUUGGACUGAGCCAAUGAAACAGGCUUUCCAGACACUCAGACGGGCCCUACUAGAAGCCCCAGCCCUUGCCCUGCCUAACCCAAAUAAGUCAUUCCAGCUGUUUGUAGAUGAAAAGCAAGGAAUAGGAAAGGGGGUCUUGACUCAACAAUGGGGACCAUGGAAGCGGCCGGUAGCAUACCUUUCGAAGCGAUUAGACCCGGUGGCCGCUGGGUGGCCCCCUUGCCUUCGCAUCAUUGCAGCUACAGCCCUCCUCAUCCACGACGCUGACAAGUUGACGUAUGGACAGCAACUCUCGGUUUACACCCCCCACGCAGUGGAAGGGGUUUUAAAGCAGCCGCCGGGUAAGUGGAUCUCCAAUGCCCGCUUGACACACUACCAGGCCUUGCUGCUCGAUGCCCCACGGGUGCGUUUUCAGACCCCUUGCUCCCUAAAUCCGGCCACGCUCCUACCCAACCCAGAGAAGGACAGCCCUCUCCAUGAUUGCAGUGAGAUACUGGCUGAGGCCCUGGCGGCACGAAGAGACUUAACUGAUGUACCCCUAAGCAACAGUGAGCUAGUAUGGUUCACCGAUGGGAGCAGUUAUGUAAAAGAUGGGCAAAGGAAGGCGGGAGCCGCCAUAGUUGAUGAUUCAGGGCGGACGAUAUGGGCUGAGACACUACCCCCAAACACUUCUGCACAAAAAGCAGAAUUGAUUGCCCUAAUACAGGCUCUGGAGCAAGCCAAAGGGAAGAGAGUCACCAUUUUUACUGACAGCCGAUAUGCUUUCAGCACUGCCCAUAUUCAAGGUCCCAUAUACCAAGAAAGGGGAUUUCGGACAGCUGAGGGAAAAGAGGUCAAAAAUCUGCCUGAGAUUCGCAGGCUCUUGGAAGCUGUCCAACUACCCCGGGCAGUAGCUAUAGUACAUGUCCCCGGUCACCAGAAGGGAGAAGACCCUAAGGCGCGAGGCAAUCGUGCUGCUGAUGCGGCCGCUCGAGAAGCGGCUAGCCGGGACUAUGCCGCCCCCAUAUUAGCCGUGGGCCUUCCACCCCCUGGUAUGGGGACCUUGCCACCAGUUCCCGAAUAUUCCCUCCCUGAUCUCGCCUGGAUCAACAAGGAUACCACCCUCCAGAAAGAUGACCAAGAUGGAUGGUACCGAGACCAAAACAACAACCUGAUCUUGCCUGCCACCCUGGGUCGUCACCUGUGUGAACACCUGCACACAACUACGCACUUGGGAGAAAAAAAGACCCUAACACUUCUCCAGAUGGCCUGCCUGAGGUUCCCUCGACAAAAUGCAACUGUACGAGAGAUAAUUCAAGCCUGCGAAGCGUGCCAGCUGAUGAGGGCAGAGAAGAAGCAGCACUCGGGAACGAGGUACCGAGGGGAAAAGCCAGGGCAACAUUGGGAGAUAGAUUUCACCGAGGUAAGGCCAGGCAAGUAUGGGUACCGCUAUCUGUUGGUACUGGUAGAUACCUUCUCAGGGUGGGUAGAAGCUUUCCCCACUAAGGGAGAGACAGCAAUAGUGGUUGCUAAAAAGAUCUUAGAGGAGAUAGUGCCUAGGUAUGGGCUGCCAGUGACUAUGGGCUCUGAUAAUGGACCUGCCUUUGUGAGCCAGAUUGUACAAGGGCUGGCCCAAGCUCUGGGGACGAAAUGGAAGUUACAUUGCGAAUAUAAUCCCCAGAGCUCAGGACAGGUUGAGAGAAUGAAUCGGACCCUAAAAGAAACUUUGACAAAGUUGGCAAUAGAGACUGGCGGGGACUGGGUGACCCUCCUCCCCUUUGCACUCUUUUGGGCACGUAACACCCCUUAUAAGCUGAAUCUUACUCCUUUUGAGAUUCUGUAUGGAAGACCCCCUCCUGUGUAUCCUAUUUUCGAAGGAAAAUGUCUGCCACCCCCUACUUUGGGACAAUUCCAGCAAACUCUGAUAGCAUUAAGUAAGGUGCAUAACCAUGUUUGGAAAUUGAUUCGAGAGAUGCAUGAGGGCCAAAACAAGAGGGCCCUCCCCUCACAUAAUAUUGGCCCAGGUGAUUGGGUUUGGGUAAAACGACACCAAUCUAAAGUAUUAGAACCUAGAUGGAAAGGCCCUUAUGUUGUUCUCCUUACCACUCCUACCGCUGUCAAGGUCGACGGGAUUGGACCCUGGGUUCACUGCAAUCACGUGCGGCAAGCUACAUCGGAAGAACAGGAAAAAGCGCGAGCAGAAUGGAAGGCGAGUCCUCACCCGUCAAAUCCUUUGAAACUGAAACUCGUCCGCUGGGAGGCCUCCUAAUUCUCCUGCUGAUA